AUGGAGGCGAUCUGGCUGUACCAGUUCCGCCUGAUCGUCAUCGGCGACUCCACAGUGGGAAAAUCCUGCCUCAUCCGCCGCUUCACCGAGGGGCGCUUCGCCCAGAUCUCCGACCCCACCGUGGGCGUGGAUUUCUUCUCCAGGCUGGUGGAGAUCGAGCCUGGCAAGAGGAUCAAGCUCCAGAUCUGGGACACGGCCGGGCAGGAGCGGUUCCGGUCCAUCACCAGAGCCUACUACAGGAACUCGGUUGGAGGACUCCUCCUCUUUGACAUUACAAACCGCAGGUCUUUCCAGAACGUCCACGAGUGGCUGGAGGAGACCAAGGUGCAUGUCCAGCCAUACCAGAUCGUCUUUGUUCUGGUAGGUCACAAGUGUGACCUUGACACACAGCGUCAAGUGACCAGGCACGAGGCAGAGAAACUGGCGGCUGCAUAUGGUAUGAAGUACAUUGAGACCUCAGCUCGGGAUGCUAUUAACGUGGAGAAGGCCUUCACUGAUCUGACUCGUGAUAUAUACGAGCUAGUGAAAAGGGGGGACAUUUCAAUCCAGGAGGGAUGGGAAGGGGUAAAGAGUGGGUUUGUCCCAAAUGUAGUGCACUCUUCAGAAGAAGUGGUGAAAUCAGAUAGACGGUGCUUGUGCUGAGCUCCUCUAGAGAGGUGAGUGGUGAUGAACUCUACUAACCAAAUGUACUUUACUUAGUGAACUCAGUAUGACAGAAGGGAGAGCAACACUCCCGUUGUGAACAGCCUCCCACAUUGUUUUGGACACCAGGACAAACCCUGGAAAGAAAUGUUCUGUUCCAAAUAACCUUUCAGAACUGGGGGCUACAAAACUGAAGGAGAAUGAGUGAGGGUGCGUGUGGAUGUUGUAAGGACAGAGGAAGCAGAAAUGAGGGGCUGCACAACACAGGAGAGAGUAUACAGAGCUGAAUGGGCUGGUACAUGCCAGGGUACUGUACACGUUACCUUUUAAGUAAACCUAUAGCUCCCUGCUGGCUUUUGGAGCCACAGGAUGGAUACUCAGGCUUAUGACAAACAGGCAGACAGAGGGAAAGCAGGAGGACAUCUUGGUUUGUGUCAGCUAUUUCUUUCCAGGAAGGUCUAAAGGCAGCACAGAUACCAUUUCCUCAUAAGGUCAGUUCCACAGGAGAAGUUUACUGACAUGGUAUGCACACUUCUAAGUUUUCUUUCGUAUGUUCUUGAACCUAGUUCGAUAGCAAAGAAUAUUUUGUGGGAUUUAAAGAAAACAGUAGUUAUUUGAUUGGUAAUUAAAAUUUAAAUUAUUCCUCCCUUAACAGUGUUUUUCUUGCUGUGCUGUACCAAGACUCCAAGUGGCAACUCUUACUGCAGUAGGGAUUAUUCAGUGCAAUUUUUACUCAUUUACUGUCUGGGUGAGUACCUUGAAAGUACCCCAAGUUCAGGGCUUUCUAGUUGAAUUAAGUGAUCAAGAGCAUAAAGAGAGAACCAUGUCCUCAGGUGUUAUGUGUUAAGACUGGGGUGUUGCAGCCAGGUGGGACACACCAUUUCUGUCUCAGUAAUAGCACUGUGCUGACCUUACCAGCCAGGUCACAAGGAGGAAUGGAAAGGAGGGCGGGAAAAAAGAAACCCAACAAAAUAAGAAACUUGAAAAGCUAACUCAGGUGCAUCAGACAUCCUAAAAGCUGUGAUUUGCUCUUAAAGAAGUUAAAUAGCAUUGAAAGCAACAGCUUCCAUUGAUACUUUCUGCUGUUAAAGUGUAAUUCUCUGUCUUGGCCUCUGUGGAAGAGAACUGGCACUGGAAAGGUGGAACACGCAGCAGGAGUAUCUGAGCAGGUGUAAAGGAAAGCCUCAAGACACACUCAAGAAUAAAAUUUGUUUUCCUCCUGACAAAAGAGGAUCCAUCUCAGGCUGGCCAUCAUGGGAUGGCAGCCAUGUCACAAAAGCUGUAUGGAGGUGGAUGUGUCCUGGGAAUGCCAUUCACCACUUAAAAGCUUUGCUUCUGCCAAAUUUUAACCCAAGCUUUUGAAGUGCAAUGGGUUGACUGUGCUGUAGCAAAUUAGGGACGUUCAGCCUAUUGAAAGUGAAUAAACAAAACUAUAGUGACUUUUUAACUUGUGUUUGAAAGCUUUAUACACCAACCUGCAAAUGGGCAGGAGGAAGAUAUUAGGCAAAAGCUGCAGGAAGCAUCUAGUAUUUAUUUUAGGCCUCUGAGUAGAGAAAAAAAAAAAUUGUUCCAGCUUUUUAAUCUGUCCCAUCUACAGAAAUACAGGUCUUGAUUGCUAUUGAGUUCAGACUGUUUCUCCUGAACCUGUUCUCUCAGUUUGCAGCAGCACAUGGGCAGAUCUGUAUUAAGAAAAAACAUGCCGUUUCCAUAUUGAAACUGUAUAAAAACCCCAAACCCGCAGCAAACCCAACCCAACAACCCAAGCCCUGAACACUUUUGUUUUUGGUGUUCUAGGAACAACUUCAGUUCCUGGGCUCUGCCGGGGAGCAGCAGCACUGCACCUGCUAGGAGGGCACAGGGAGCAAAUGCCAGGAAAGGGGUGGCAUUGGCCUGGUGCUUCUUGGUGAGCUUGUCACUGCUGUGAAUGUAUCUUCGUGCUAAAGAUCAGUCAGUGAGUGCCAGGCACUUGUGGUUGAGUGCCCUGAACAUUAAAA
This is a messenger RNA of Sturnus vulgaris (Common starling), 2636 nucleotides long. RefSeq names its product RAB39B, member RAS oncogene family (gene RAB39B). The record is from RefSeq and is a predicted model, not a curated record. Gene Ontology annotation, biological process: Rab protein signal transduction. Lineage: Eukaryota; Metazoa; Chordata; Aves; Passeriformes; Sturnidae. Gene Ontology annotation, molecular function: GTPase activity; GTP binding.